UUAUGAUCAUGUAUCACAGCAGUUUCAAAUCUUUUACGAGUACGAACAGUGUGCCAAAUGAUCGCUAAAUAACAGCAGUUAAGACCGGAUGCGCUGCUUUCAAGGGCCCUCGAUAAUACGCGUAACAGUUAGCGGUCAUCACAAGAAUUUAUAUUUUCUUGUCUUUAUAAUCAAUAAAAAUAAAAUAUUACUCUGAAAACGUAAAAGUGACCAUUUGAUUGUGCAAGAAAACUUACCAUGAAGAAGCUGUAUCUGUGCAUUGCAUUAGAAUUAUGCGUGCUGGCCAUGUCGCAAAAAACUGCCUUGGAUAAAUCGAUUCUUAAUUACAUCUAUCGUGGAUAUCGUAAUUGGUUAACGCACUCUCACGGUACAAGAAGUGAGGAACGGAUAUCUCAAUUACGGAAAAAAAAUAAAUUUCAAGAUGAAGUUCCAAUAGACGUCUCUUUUCCUUGCAACGUAACAGCCGGCAGGUCUUCGAAUGUUCCCGAAUCGGUUCACCAUUUAAGACCAGGAGACAUAGAUGUCAUUGCUGCAAUGGGUGAUUCCUUGACAAUCGGCGCUGCAGUUACUUCGAUUUAUACGUUGGAACUGAACAUUGAAAAUAGAGGCAUAGUAGGCAGUAUCGGCGGUCAAGGAAAUUGGCGACAGUACCUGACUCUUCCUAAUAUUCUUAAAGAAUUCAAUCCUAAAUUAGUAGGUUAUUCACUUGGCGACUCUGUAAGUAUUGAUCCUGCUGCGCAGUUAAACGUCGCCGAAAUGGGAGCUAUGUCUAGAGAUAUAACUUUCAUGGCGACAUAUUUGGUCAAUAAAAUAAAAGAAGACCCGAGGAUAGAUAUCAACAAACAUUGGAAGUUGAUUUCGUUGAUGAUUGGAAGCAAUGAUUUUUGCGUUAAUAUGUGUACAACUUCUUCUCCAUGGACUAUGUUAAAUGAUCACAAAACAGAUUUAAUUAAUACUCUUAGAAUAUUAAGAGACAAUUUACCAAGAACUUUUGUUGCUCUUAUACCACCACCUCACUUAAAGGAACUGAUUACUGCACACCAUGGAAGAGAAUCAUUGCCGUGCUAUGUGUCAUCCAUGAUUCUAUGUUCGUGUAUGUUUGCUUUACAAUUUAGAGAUCAAAGACCGGAAUAUUAUAAAAUAAUAGAGAGGUGGCAAAAUAUUGACGAAGAAGUCGCUAAUUAUCCAGAAUUUCAUAGAAAUGACUUCACUGUAGAAUUUUUACCGACUCUGAAAGAAGCAAAAAUACCACUUGCCGAGGAUGGAUUUACCGAUCUCUCAUACCUUAAUGCUGAUUGCUUUCAUUGGAGUCAAAAACUACAUGCACUGUAUGCGAAUAAUCUGUGGAACAAUUUGUUGGAACCAGUUGGUAACAAGAGUAGGAAUCUCACUUCGUUAUUUAAAAAAUUUCUGUGUCCUACUUCGGAAAGACCGUUCUUGAUGACGUAUAAAAAUUCACAGAACAACGAAACUUAAGGAUGGUUAUAGAAAUUAAAAACAGUUUCUGUAAGUGGACGAUGUAUUAUAGCCUUGCCAUUCAAUUAAAGGAACGAGCAAUUUAUGUGUAUCAAUACGAUACAUUUCUGUGUACGAAUGAAAGGGAUGUUGUUUUCCUACAUUUCUUCCUUCUUAUACAUAAUUCCUUAGAGUUAUACAUUCUGUAUUACAUAGUUUUACAGUCGCAACAAGAUUCUAAGCUUUCCGAUUGCCUUUGCACCAUCCAGACUAUUUACUUCAAUUUUAAAUAAUAUUAAAUAAAACGAACACAUCAUUUUUAAAUAGAUUUUCUAGAAGAAGCGUAACACGCUUUAGUACUAAAUCUAAUAUUGCUAUAUACUUAUUAGAUGAAUCUACAUACAGUCGCGUUCUAGAUACAGUAAUGUAAAUCUUGUGUUAAGAUUCGAAUAACAUAAAUUUCCAUAUUCUUCGUUAAUUAUUUAUAUGGCUCCAGUUCUGCGUCUAUGUGUCUCUUCCGCACUCCACAUCUGCAACACAUCGUCCAAUUUCUGAAACGGUCAUGUUACCGCGCUUACAAAGAUGCAUUUUUCGGUAUUCAAGCUUGUCGCCGCCCUUAGAACAAAGAGUAAAUUCGCCAAGAUCAAACCCGUUAUUCAGAACGCGUUACGCGUCGCACUACAACGACUUUUUAGUAUAAUUUUUAGGAAAGUUAGAAUUCUUUCAAUCGCCUUUGUCGUUAUAAUCGUCCGCGUAAAGUUUGGUCGUCCAGCACCGUUAAUUUUAGUUGUUCAAUAAAUGUUAAAUCGAAA
Bombus terrestris (buff-tailed bumblebee) is the source of this 2267-nucleotide messenger RNA. Its product is annotated as phospholipase B1, membrane-associated-like. Gene Ontology annotation, biological process: phospholipid metabolic process. The coding region runs from base 238 to 1476 and encodes 412 amino acids. The transcript has 7 exons. Lineage: Eukaryota; Metazoa; Arthropoda; Insecta; Hymenoptera; Apidae. Gene Ontology annotation, molecular function: glycerophospholipase activity. The record is from RefSeq and is a predicted model, not a curated record.